AUGACUUCAACCAAUUCACCCAGACAGUUCCUUUCGCAAGCAUGGACCAAUCGUUCAACGGACCCCGAUCCGGAACCGUCACAUUCACGACGAGGCAAACGUCCUGGUCCGUCCGAUGUGUCCCGGUCGUGGCACGCCGGAUGUCCGGCUGCGGACGACCGAGGUCCAAUCCAGUCCCAUUCGUAUCCGGGACCAAUGCAGUACGGAUUUGGAGCAUUGUUUCGCACCGGUCCACUCCCAUCACUCCCAGUGGAUCUAGUCCCGGGGACGAAUCGUCCCACUACUGCUCCGUUUCUGUUAACCGGUGGUCGACUAGCCUCACCCGGUACACCAAAUCGCAUGAGAAAUAGUGCCGGUGGAACGGGCAAAGUGAGUAAUUUGUGGUGA
This is a messenger RNA of Echinostoma caproni, 387 nucleotides long. The record is from the annotation of a GenBank genome assembly. Lineage: Eukaryota; Metazoa; Platyhelminthes; Trematoda; Plagiorchiida; Echinostomatidae.